This is a messenger RNA of Lutra lutra (Eurasian river otter), 2721 nucleotides long. RefSeq names its product protein NOXP20-like. Lineage: Eukaryota; Metazoa; Chordata; Mammalia; Carnivora; Mustelidae. The record is from RefSeq and is a predicted model, not a curated record. Bases 86 to 1798 code for a protein of 570 amino acids. The transcript has 2 exons.
GCUCCCGCGCGCACUCGGCCGCUGGAGCGUUCUGGAGGUCAGCCAUCCAAAACCAGCUUCACCAAGCUAAAGUCAAGGUGUUGGUAUGAAAAUGUCUGACGACACCAAUGACACCUUAGCCACUGGAGACAAAGCAGAAAUUGCCAAGAUGCCUGAAGAGAGUGAAUUUUCACCCAAAGACACAGAAGCGCCCUGUGAUUCAGCUGUGAUUUCAAACGAGCCGACAGCAGCUGAUUCCAGAGGCGAUGGGCAUGAAAAUGCCACUGUCGAGGGUGCAGAGACCACUGACUCUGGGCACCCUGAGUGGCCUCAACACAGCAGUGUCAUGGAGCCCCCCCUCAAUGGAGAAGUGACUGAUGACACGCUUGUUGAAUGCACUGACCCUGUCAGCCUCGAGGCAGAGCUUGGAUCAGACAUACCUCUGAAAGAACAGAUUAAUCCGGCUGUGGAUUCACCUUCCCGUGGAGGAGGAUGGGCAGACUGGGGCUCCUGGGGCAAAUCUCUGCUCUCAUCAGCAUCUGCUACAGUAGGUCAUGGAUUGACAGCAGUCAAGGAAAAGGCAGGGGCCACCCUGCAGAUUCAUAGUGUAAAUUCCAGCUCUCCGGAAGGGGCCCAAGCUGGUGCUGAAAAUGGAGUCCCUCAGAGUGUGGCCACAGAUCAGAGCCCUGCCGAAAGCCCACCCACUUCUCCUGCAUCCAGGUCUCGGGGCAUGCUGUCAGCCAUCACCCAUGUAGUUCAAAACACAGGUAAAAGUGUCUUAACGGGCGGUCUUGAUGCUUUGGAAUUCAUCGGUAAGAAAACCAUGAAUGUCCUCGCGGAGAGUGACCCAGGCUUUAAGCGGACCAAGACGCUCAUGGAGAGAACCGUUUCCUUAUCGCAGAUGUUAAGGGAAGCCAAGGAGAAAGAGAAGGAGAGAUUGGCCCAGCAACUGACAGCCGAGAGGACUGCCCACUAUGGGAUGCUGUUUGAUGAGUAUCAAGGUUUGUCACACCUGGAAGCUCUGGAAAUUCUAUCCAACGAAAGUGAAAGCAAGGUUCAGUCAUUUUUAGCAUCCCUCGAUGGAGAGAAGCUGGAACUCUUAAAAAACGACCUGAUUUCUAUUAAAGACAUCUUUGCAGCCAAAGAAUUAGAGAAUGAAGAGAGUCAAGAAGAACAAGCCUCAGAGGAAAAGGGAGAAGAGUUUGCUAGCACGCUUACAGAACUUCUCUUUGAAUUACACGUCGCGGCCACGCCUGACAAGCUCAAUAAGGCCAUGAAGAAAGCUCAUGACUGGGUAGAAGAAGAUGAGGCUACGGUGUCCAUAAAUAUGGCGGAACAGUCGGAGGAGAACACUGGAGAGGAAGAGACGGAAGAGAAACCAGAAAAUCCUGAAGAAGACAAAAAGGAAGAAAGGAGAACUAAGACAGUUGAGGAAGUGCUGUCCAUCGAAAGUCUAGCAGAAGUAACAGCACGCUGUAUCGAGCAGCUUCAUAAAGUAGCAGAAUUAAUUCUUCAUGGGCAAGAAGAGGAAAAACCAGCUCAGGACCAAGCAAGAGUUCUGAUAAAAUUAACUACUGCGAUGUGUAAAGAAGUGGCCUCCUUAUCAAAGAAGUUUAUGAAUUUUUUAACCACUGUUGGGAGCGACAAGAAGGCCGAGGUCCUUAACCCCAUGAUCAAUAGCGUCUUGUUAGAGGGCUGCAACAGCACCAUGUACAUCCAGGACGCCCUCCAGCUGCUGCUGCCUGUGCUGCAGGUCUCACACCUCCAGACCGCUGGCUCAGAAGCACAUCCGGGACCUGGCCAGACUCCAUCCAGUUAAAGAGGUGGGCAGGCCACAUGGCUUCGAGAUGUACCAGAUGUUUUCUCCACAAUUGGCCCCAGACACCCCUUGGAGGACUCCACGAGCAAUUUUGCACGGACAGUAUGGAGAAUGCAAGUUGAAAGAAAGCAUCCUGUCUCUUACUGUAUAUGGUGGUUUUAUAAAUAAUUGUGUUUUCUUUACAUUAAUUUAAAUUUACAUGGCUUUAUAUUGAUACUUGCCCUUCAUUUGAAGUUCAUUCACCAGUAUUCAUUUCCGUUUUCCUGGCCAAGCAUGUUAUAUUGAGAAAUUCACAGGCAGAUCUUAGACUUUUUUUUUUUUUAAUCCUUUAAUUUCCCACCUUUAACUUCCCGUUCUUUAUAGUAUUACUUUAAAUCAGUUCUUAUACUGAACUUAGUUUUGUUAUAUAAAUAUCAUAGGUAAAGAUAACACUAUUUACAGAUAUUACCUAUUAUGGUAAAAGAGAAACAAGUAUCUCUUUAUAGUAACUCAUUCUGAAAACAAGCGUUCAUUGAUCUCUACUGUGUGCUCACAAUAGGAACACGAUCUCAACCCAGUAAAGACAGACAUUCUGAGCAAUCUGUACACCCAACAUGGGGCUCAAACUCACAACCCUGAGAUCAAGAGUUACAUGCUCUACCAACUGAGCCAGCUAGAUGCCCUCAGAAGAUACUCUAAAAGAAGGUUUAUAAUAAUUCUUAAAAUGCUUAAAAAUACUAACAGAUUUUCUAAACCUUAAAAAAUUUGAAGAGUGAGGUAAUUUUUUUUAAUGUUCUGCCCUUCAGUGUAUUAUUGUAUUUUUCCAUACUCCUUGUACUUUUUGACCCCAAACUUGAUGUAUGGGGUGAAAAUAUUUGGGGGCACCUGGGUGGCUCAGUGGGUUAAGCUUCUGCCUUUGGCUCAGAGUCCUGGGAUCAAGCCCC